CAUUGGCAGGGGGCCACGUCAAUCAUAUGUGCCGGCGGGCGGUGUGCACGCCUCUAGCUCCAUCUCCAUUGGCGGAAAGCGAUGUCACUCAGCUGCAUGGUUGGGGGAUGGAUCGAGGAACCUGUUGGGGAGGGAUGACGUCAACACGCCGUACAGGUUCGGGUCAAUGCCUCCCGCUCCCUAUUGGCGGACAGGGACAUCAAUCGUCUUCUUCCCGUGGGUGGGAUGAUGACCCUCGUUUCUGAUUGGCGAAGGGAGACAUCAAUCACACACCGCGCCAGGGUCACGUGUUGAGAGGAGGUCGCCCGCUGUCCGGGUUGUAGCGGGUGAAGGCAGGAAGCUCGAAACCACCUUUGGGUUGAGGACAGCGCACUGGAUGGAAGGAGAAGGUAGCCACCGUGGCCCCAGCCCGGGAGAGAGCCGGUACGAGUGUGAUGUGUGCGGGAAGCAGUUUGCCUACACCUCCUCACUGUCGAGGCACAAGAGCAGCCACGUGGGCGGCACGUGGUACGAGUGCGAGGACUGCGGCAAGGGGUUUGUCUACCUGGCCAAGCUCAACACACACCGACGUACCCAUGACAAAGCCCGGCUGUACGCCUGUGCCGACUGCGGGAAGGGCUACCUGCACCCCUCGGUGCUAGAGGCCCACCGGCGCUCCCACACUGGAGAGAGGCCCUUUACCUGCCCGGUUUGCGGUAAGGGGUUUACCCAGUCCUCUGCCCUGUGCUCCCACCGCCGGGUACACAGCGAGGAGCGCCCCUUUGGCUGCGGUGAGUGUGGGAAGAGAUUUAAGAGUGCCCAGUGCCUGAUGAAACACCAGCGGCUACACACCGGCGAGAGGCCGUUCGGCUGCCAACUGUGCCUGAAACGUUUUGUCAGCGCCGGGGGCCUGCUGACCCACCAGCGGGUACACACGGGCGAGCGCCCCUUCGCCUGCUCGCUGUGCAGCAAGAGUUUCGCCCACGCCUUCAGUCUGCGCACCCACCAGCGGGUACACACCGGCGAGCGCCCCUUCACCUGCUCGCUGUGCGGGAAGGGCUUCACCCAGUCCUUCAGCCUCCGUACCCACCAGCGGGUACACACCAGGGAGCGCCCCUUCACCUGCCCGGAGUGCGGUAAGGGCUUCACCUACUCGUCCAGCCUGCUGGGGCACCGGAGGGUACACACAGGCGAGCGCCCCUUCACCUGCCCGCUCUGUGGGAAGGGCUUCACCUACCUGUCCAACCUGCAAGCUCAUCGCCGGCUCCACUCUGGGGACAGGCCGACGGCACCUCCUGCCCCGCUCCCUCCCGAGGGGCACACAGGCGGUGUAGUCGGGAAAAGGGAAAGUCCGGGAUCGGUGUUCAGCAGCACGCUGUGCCUUCAGCGCAUGCGUCAGAGCCAUCCCAUUUCGAUGUCUAAGAGCACAUUCCAAGGUGGAGGCAGCAGCGAUGAUAACAACAGCAUGGACAAAGCAUCCAUCUACUCCCAGACUACCCUGGAGAACCAUGCAUGCCUGCGGAACACAGGACAGGUGCCCAGAUCCCCGUUUCCCUGCCUCGUGUGUGGCAAAGUCUUUGCCUACCCCUCAUGCCUGCGGGUCCACCAGCUGGCACACACCGAGGAGAGGCCGUGCCGGUGCACCGACUGUGGCAAGAGCUUCAAGAGCCCCCAGGAGCUGCGCCGACACAGCCGGCUCCACUCAGGGAGGAGGCCCUACACCUGCUCGGUGUGCAGUAAGGGCUUUGCCCAGUCCUCCAAUCUGCUGGCCCACCAGCGGGUUCACACAGGCGAGCGGCCGUUUGCCUGCACUGUCUGUGGCCGUACCUUUGCUCGCUCCUCCCACCUGCUGCGGCACCAGCUGGUGCACACUGACGAGACGCCCUUCGAGUGCUUCGAAUGUGGCAAGGCCUUCAAGAGCGGCCAGGAGCUGAAGCGGCACCUGCAGGAGAAGGACGGCGAGCGGCCAUUCGGCUGCACUGUGUGCGGCAAGGCCUUUGCCCGGUCCUCCAACCUGCGGGCACACCGGCGGACCCACACCGACGAGCGACCUUUCAGCUGCCUGGCCUGCGGCAAGAGCUUCAAGCUGGCCAAGUACCUGCGUCAGCACCAGGCCGGCCAUGACAUGGAUGGGGGGAGGCCUUGUGCCUGCCCAGUGUGUGGCAAGGCCUUCACACUGCCCUCCGCACUGCGGGCACACCGGCGGAUCCACACCGACGAGCGACCUUUCAGCUGCCUGGCCUGCGGUAAGAGCUUCAAGCUGGCCAAGUACCUGCGUCGGCACCAGGAAAGCCACCGCGAGGGAGUAGGGGCUCGGGACGGGGAGUGUCCCACCCGAUUGGUUGGAGGACCAGACCGGUCCUCCGAACUCCGCGUUCACCCCAUUGGCCGCGGUCGCCCGUCCAUCAGCGGGCGGGUCGUCACGUGUCGCCCGCCGCCGCGGCCGUCGAUCGUUGGGUACCGUCUCUCUGUCACAGGCUCUGCUUCAGGGGAUCCUGCAAUGGACGGCCCGGGGCGGCCGGGGAGGCCAGAGCGGGAGCGGAGCAUGGCAGAGCCUGAGGAGCCAGGGGGAAAGCUGGACGUGCCAGGAGGAGGCAACGUGGCCAGCGGAGGAGGAGGAGGAGGUGCCGAAGGCACGGGCAAGGCCUACACCUGCCCGUUGUGCGGCCGGGGUUUCACCCAGUCGUCCAACCUGUCACGGCACAAGCGGAGCCACAGCGCUGAGCGGCCGUGCACCUGCGAGGUGUGCGGUAAGGGCUUCCUGUACCCCUCGCAGCUGAAGACUCACAUGCUGGGCCACAGCGGUGAGAAGCCCCACACCUGCCCCCGAUGCGGCAAGGCCUUCUCCCGCAUGUCGGGCCUGCUGACCCAUCAGUGGGUGCACACUGGAGAGAGACCCUACACCUGCACCGUUUGCGGCAAUGGCUUCACCGACCCAUCGAGCCUCAGCGUCCACCAGCGGGGCCACACCGGCGAGCGGCCGUAUGUCUGCGCCGAAUGCGGCAAGGCCUUCGCCCACUCCUCCACCCUGCUGGCCCACCAGCGGGUACACACCGGCGAGAGGCCCUAUGUCUGCCCAGACUGCGGCAAGGCCUUCACCCAGUCCUCGGUGCUGGUGGCUCAUCGUCGCCUGCACACGGACGAGCGACCCUACAUCUGUGCCAUGUGCGGCCGAGCCUUUGCCCAGUCCUCCUCGCUGCUCACCCACCAGCGGGUUCACACCGAUGAGCGCCCCUUCGCCUGCCCGGUCUGUGGCAAACGCUUCCGCUGGCUCUGUAACCUUCGCACCCACCGGCGCACACACACUGGCGAGCGCCCCUUUCCCUGCCCACUGUGUGGCAAGCGCUUCGUGGACUCGGGCAACCUGCAGGCCCACCGCCGGCUGCACACCGGCGCCAAGGAUUUCUCCUGCACCGUGUGCGGCAAGGCCUUUGUGCAGCAGGCGGCGCUCCUGGUUCACCACCGGGUACACACUGGCGAGCGGCCCUACAUCUGUGCUGUCUGCGGCUGCGGCUUUGCCCUCUCCUCCACCCUCGCCAUCCACCAACGCCGCCAUACGGGCGAGAGGCCCUUCACCUGCACCAUCUGCGGCAAGGGCUUCUCCCAGUCCUCCGCCCGUCUCAAGCACCAGCGGGUGCACCUCGCCGAGGAAGCGACCAGGGAACCAGCUUCCUGA
Molecule: messenger RNA, 3655 nt
Organism: Rhincodon typus (whale shark)
Lineage: Eukaryota; Metazoa; Chordata; Chondrichthyes; Orectolobiformes; Rhincodontidae
Product: zinc finger protein 91-like
Exons: 6
Coding region: 377-3655 (1092 amino acids)
Biological process (GO): regulation of transcription by RNA polymerase II
Molecular function (GO): RNA polymerase II cis-regulatory region sequence-specific DNA binding; DNA-binding transcription factor activity
Source: RefSeq, a predicted model, not a curated record